AUGAACAUAGCAAUAUUUCGUUCGUUGAGAAAAGAUGAAAUAUUUCGUUCGUUGAGAAAAGAUGAAAACCCUACAAAGUACAAACUUAACCGGCUCAGGUACCGUCUGAAAGAGAUAACGCCGCACUACGAACACAUCAUGAAAGUGAUAGGCGAAAGAUACCCCGGUGUUGUCAUUAUUGAUAGGACGCCUUCGCAGCCGAUCCAAGUUCUAGAUCAAGUCUUACAAGACUUCUUCAUUCCAUCGUGGUUACGCUCACCGUGUCAGUUUGAUCGUACGUUAUUUUUCAAUGGUGACUUUGAACCAUAUGUUGAUAAGUCUCAAGAACAGCUAUCGCAUGCAAUGAGCGAUGUCAACAAGAAAAGAGGUGACUGA
Molecule: messenger RNA, 375 nt
Organism: Cooperia oncophora
Lineage: Eukaryota; Metazoa; Nematoda; Chromadorea; Rhabditida; Trichostrongylidae
Source: the annotation of a GenBank genome assembly